Xenia sp. Carnegie-2017 is the source of this 1350-nucleotide messenger RNA. Its product is annotated as phospholipid scramblase 2-like. Gene Ontology annotation, molecular function: phospholipid scramblase activity. The transcript has 8 exons. Gene Ontology annotation, cellular component: plasma membrane. Lineage: Eukaryota; Metazoa; Cnidaria; Anthozoa; Malacalcyonacea; Xeniidae. Gene Ontology annotation, biological process: plasma membrane phospholipid scrambling. Bases 120 to 1142 code for a protein of 340 amino acids. The record is from RefSeq and is a predicted model, not a curated record.
UUUUCAUCCAUUGAAAAUAUUCGCGUUGAAGCAUAUCAGGAAAAGGUUUGUGGAGAACGAAAGAAGUGUUUUCGUUAUACGUUUUUAUAAAAUCAUUUGAGUUCAAGGUUUCACAUAACAUGGAUGCACAUAGCGGAGCACCGCCUGGCUAUCCUCCUGCCAGUGGCCCUGGCUAUCCUCCUGCCAGUGGCCCUGGUUAUCCUCCUGCCAGUGGCCCUGGUUAUCCUCCUGCCAGUGGCCCUGGUUAUCCUCCUGCCAGUGGCCCUGGUUAUCCUCCACAAGGACCACAAACUGGUUAUUCGCCUCCACAACAAGGAUAUAAUCCUGGAAAUCAGUCAUACCCACUGACACAAACUUACCCGCCUUCUGCUCAAGUUCAACAACCUGGCGGUUAUCAGCAGUAUAACACAGGGGCUCCUGUUGCUACUCAACCUGGUGGAUGGAUGCCAGUACCUGUAGUCCAGGUAGAUUGUCCACCGGGAUUGGAAUAUUUAACACAAAUAGAUCAAUUGCUGAUAAAACAGCAAGUUGAGCUCUUGGAAGCAUUUACUUCAUUUGAAACAAACAACAAGUAUAAGAUUCAAAAUUCCCUUGGACAACAAGUUUACUUUGCUGCUGAAGAUACUGACUGUUGUACUCGUCAAUGUUGUGGCUCAAGUCGUCCAUUUGAUAUAAAAAUUUUGGACAAUAUGCAACGUGAAGUUAUUCAUCUUACUCGUCCUUUGAGAUGCUCUUCUUGCUGUUUUCCAUGUUGUUUACAAGAACUUGAGGUUCAAGCACCACCUGGGAACAUUGUUGGUUAUGUAGUCCAAAAGUGGUCGAUUUGUUUCCCAAGGUUUGAAAUCCUUUCUGCAACUCGUGAGAAAAUAUUAACAAUCGUAGGUCCAUUAUGCCAGUGUAACCUUUGUGGCGACAUUGAUUACAAGGUCCUUUCUGCUGAUGGCAAAGAUGAAGUAGGAAAGAUCUCUAAACAAUGGAGUGGAUUGCUCAAAGAAGUUUUCACCGAUACCGACAAUUUUGGCAUUACAUUUCCAAUGGAUCUUGAUGUGAAAGCCAAAGCUACAAUGUUGGGAGCUGCUUUUCUUAUCGAUUUCAUGUUUUUUGAAGAAAAUCAGGACAAUAAUAAUGAUUAUUGUUAUUGAACGCUUUGAAAAAAUGUUAUUUGCACUCUUCAUUUGUUGUUAUUUUAAAAAAAUACGUAUACUUAUUUCCUACGAUAGUAUUCACUCGAUCUAAGUUGAUUUGUAACACAAAGCAAAGCAAUCUUCACGCACAUAGUUGAUUAAACUACAAUCUAUAUAAUUAAUUUGUUGAGAGUACGACGUCAAUAAAGUUCCUCGACACAAAUAA